Peromyscus leucopus (white-footed mouse) is the source of this 3429-nucleotide messenger RNA. RefSeq names its product ectonucleotide pyrophosphatase/phosphodiesterase 2 (gene Enpp2). NCBI's taxonomy places the organism in Eukaryota, Metazoa, Chordata, Mammalia, Rodentia, Cricetidae. Gene Ontology annotation, biological process: immune response; phosphatidylcholine catabolic process; estrous cycle. The record is from RefSeq and is a predicted model, not a curated record. The transcript is spliced from 27 exons. Bases 179 to 2998 code for a protein of 939 amino acids. Gene Ontology annotation, molecular function: calcium ion binding; nucleic acid binding; zinc ion binding.
GUUGCAAUUUGUGAACCAGCUGUGAUGAAAUCUGGCUCUGGACGAAUCAGAGGCGCCUGUCAACUUCCCAGGUGGGAUUGCUUGGAGUUAAUAGACUGAACUCAGAGCCCCAAACGAACACAGUGCCGUCAGGGCACGCAGAGAACACCCCGCAGAGGCUUUCCAAGAAUCCCUCGGCAUGGCAAGAAAAGGCUCUUUCGGGUCAUACCAGGUGAUAUCCUGGUUCACUUUUGCCAUUGGUGUCAACAUCUGCUUAGCAUUCACAGCAAGCAGGAUCAAGAGGGCAGAAUGGGAUGAAGGACCUCCCACAGUGUUAUCUGACUCUCCAUGGACCAACACAUCUGGAUCCUGCAAGGGUAGAUGCUUUGAACUUCAAGAGGUUGGACCUCCCGACUGUCGGUGUGACAACUUAUGUAAGAGCUACAGCAGCUGCUGUCUUGACUUUGAUGAGCUCUGUUUGAAAACAGCUCGUGGCUGGGAGUGCACCAAAGACAGAUGUGGAGAAGUACGAAACGAGGAGAAUGCCUGUCACUGCUCAGAAGACUGCCUGUCCAGGGGAGACUGCUGUACCAACUACCAAGUGGUCUGCAAAGGAGAGUCACACUGGGUAGAUGAUGACUGUGAAGAAAUAAAAGUUCCCGAAUGCCCUGCAGGGUUUGUCCGCCCCCCGCUCAUCAUCUUCUCUGUGGAUGGGUUCCGUGCAUCAUACAUGAAGAAAGGCAGCAAAGUCAUGCCCAACAUUGAGAAACUGCGCUCCUGUGGCACACAUGCUCCCUACAUGAGGCCUGUGUACCCCACCAAAACCUUCCCCAACCUGUACACUUUGGCCACUGGUUUAUAUCCAGAAUCCCAUGGAAUUGUUGGCAACUCAAUGUAUGAUCCUGUAUUCGAUGCUACUUUCCAUCUUCGGGGGCGAGAGAAGUUUAAUCAUCGAUGGUGGGGAGGCCAACCUCUAUGGAUUACAGCCACCAAGCAAGGGGUGAGAGCUGGAACAUUCUUCUGGUCUGUGACCAUCCCUCAUGAGCGGAGAAUCCUAACCAUCCUCCAGUGGCUUUCACUACCAGACAAUGAGAGGCCUUCAGUUUAUGCUUUCUAUUCUGAGCAGCCCGAUUUCUCUGGACACAAAUAUGGCCCUUUUGGCCCUGAGGAGAGUAGUUAUGGCUCACCUCUUACUCCGGCUAAAAGACCUAAGAGGAAAGUUGCCCCUAAGAGGAGACAGGAAAGACCAAUUGCUCCUCCAAAGAAAAGAAGAAGAAAAUUACAUAGGAUGGAUCAUUAUGCAGCGGAAACUCGUCAGGACAAAAUGACAAAUCCUCUGAGGGAGAUUGACAAAACCGUGGGGCAAUUAAUGGACGGAUUGAAGCAACUCAAGCUGCACCGGUGUGUGAAUGUUAUCUUUGUUGGAGACCAUGGAAUGGAAGACGUGACAUGUGACAGAACUGAGUUCUUGAGCAACUAUCUGACCAAUGUGGAUGAUAUCACUCUAGUGCCUGGAACUUUAGGAAGAAUUCGAUCCAAAUUUAGCAAUAAUCCUAAGUAUGACCCUAAAGCCAUUAUUGCUAAUCUCACGUGUAAAAAACCAGAUCAGCACUUUAAGCCUUACAUGAAACAGCAUCUUCCCAAACGUUUGCACUAUGCCAACAACAGGAGAAUUGAGGAUAUCCAUUUACUGGUGGAUCGCAGAUGGCACGUUGCAAGGAAACCUUUGGACGUUUAUAAGAAGCCAUCGGGAAAAUGUUUCUUCCAGGGUGACCACGGCUUUGAUAACAAGGUCAACAGCAUGCAGACUGUUUUUGUAGGUUACGGCCCAACUUUUAAGUACAGGACUAAAGUGCCUCCCUUUGAAAACAUCGAGCUUUACAAUGUUAUGUGUGAUCUCCUAGGAUUGAAGCCAGCUCCUAACAAUGGGACACAUGGAAGUUUGAAUCACCUACUGCGGACCAAUACCUUUAGGCCAACAGUACCAGAGGAAGUCACCAGACCUAAUUACCCAGGGGUUAUGUACCUCCAGUCUGAUUUUGACCUGGGCUGCACCUGUGAUGAUAAGGUAGAGCCAAAGAACAAAUUGGAAGAGCUCAAUAAACGUCUGCACACCAAAGGGUCCACAGAAGCUGAAACCAGGAAAUUCAGAGGCAGCAAAAAUGAAAACAAGAAAAACCUUUAUGGAAAUUUUGAACCUAGAAAAGAGAGACAUCUCCUGUAUGGACGACCUGCAGUGCUUUAUCGGACUAGAUAUGAUAUCUUAUACCACACGGAUUUUGAAAGUGGUUAUAGUGAAAUAUUCUUUAUGCCUCUCUGGACAUCAUAUACCAUUUCUAAGCAGGCUGAGGUCUCCAGCAUCCCGGAGCAUCUGACCAACUGUGUUCGCCCUGAUGUUCGCGUGUCUCCAGGAUUCAGUCAGAACUGUUUGGCCUAUAAAAAUGAUAAACAGAUGUCAUAUGGAUUCCUUUUUCCUCCUUAUCUGAGCUCUUCCCCAGAAGCUAAAUAUGAUGCAUUCCUUGUAACCAACAUGGUCCCAAUGUAUCCCGCUUUCAAACGUAUCUGGACUUAUUUCCAAAGGGUUUUGGUGAAGAAAUAUGCUUCAGAAAGGAAUGGGGUCAAUGUAAUAAGUGGACCCAUUUUUGACUACAAUUACAAUGGCUUACGUGACACCGAGGAUGAAAUCCAACAGUAUGUGGAAGGCAGCUCUAUUCCUGUCCCAACUCACUACUAUAGCAUCAUCACCAGCUGCCUGGACUUCACUCAGCCUGCAGACAAGUGUGACGGUCCCCUCUCUGUGUCUUCGUUUAUCCUUCCUCACCGACCCGACAAUGAUGAGAGUUGCAAUAGUUCAGAAGAUGAGUCAAAGUGGGUAGAGGAACUCAUGAAGAUGCACACAGCUCGGGUCCGGGACAUUGAGCAUCUCACCGGUUUGGACUUUUACCGGAAGACUAGCCGUAGCUAUUCAGAAAUUCUGACCCUCAAGACAUACCUGCAUACAUAUGAGAGCGAGAUUUAACUUUCUGGGCAUGUGCAGUGUAGUCUCAACAACUGGUGUAUAUUUUUAUAUUGUGUUUGUAUUUAUUAAUUUGAAGCAGGACAUAAAAAACACUUAGUAUUUUAAUCCUAUACCAGAUCUGACAUAUUAAGCCUGAAUGACUCUGCUAUUUUUCCUCUAAUGCUUGAUUUAGACAGAGUUGUGUUCUGAGAAGAGCUUGUAGAGAAUACUGCAGCUCAUGAUCCAGGUAGAAGCUUCCACAUGGUGCUGCAGAUCGAAUAUUUGCAUUGAGGAAAUAUUAAUUUUCCAGCGCACAGUCACCCCACGUGUGGUCCUGUUCUGUAUUGAAAUACUGAUUUUGUAAAGUUGCAUUUAUCUGCUGUUAACUCCAACAAACAUAUUUAAGCCUUAUAGACCAAUCUUAAAUAUAAUAAAUCACACAUUCAGAUUUU